Molecule: messenger RNA, 860 nt
Organism: Olea europaea var. sylvestris
Lineage: Eukaryota; Viridiplantae; Streptophyta; Magnoliopsida; Lamiales; Oleaceae
Product: heavy metal-associated isoprenylated plant protein 3-like
Exons: 4
Coding region: 143-637 (164 amino acids)
Molecular function (GO): metal ion binding
Source: RefSeq, a predicted model, not a curated record
UACACUGACAUAAUUCAUUCUCUCUCUACAUUUCUAUAUAAGGGAACGGUUGCCUCCAUUUUCUUUCUUCAAAUCAUUCCAAUUGUGUUGUAAUUAUACAGUAAUCCCAUAAGAAACUUCUACUUCUCAAAGAUCACAUCGAAUGGGUAAGAAAAAUGAGAAAAAGAAUGAAGGCGAGAAGAAGGCGGCCGACGGCGGUGGCGGAAAGAAAGAUGACGGCUCCACCACCGUCGUGUUGAAGCUGGACUUGCAUUGCGAAGGCUGUGCGAAGAAAGUCAAACGCUCCGUAGGUCAUUUUGAAGGUGUUGAGAACGUGGUGGCAGACUGGGAAAGCGGCAAACUGACAGUGACGGGGAAGGUAGAUCCCUCAUGGCUCCACGAGAGAGUUGAAUACAAGACAAAAAAGAAGGUAGGGCUAGUUUCGCCUCAGUCGAAGAAGGAUGGUGGUGGCGGUGGAGGAGACAAGAAGUCGGAGGAAAAAUCUGAAAAGAAAGCAGAAGAAAAGAAGAGCGAGGAUAAAAAACCGAAAGAGCCGGUGGUGAGUACGGUGGAUAUGAAGAUUAAACUGCAUUGUGAUGGAUGCGCACAUAAGAUAAAGCGGACCAUAUCAAAAAAUAUUGAUGGUGAGUUGGUCUAACUAUACUAGAUUUAAUUAAUCAAUCUUAAUCAACUUUGCUUAUGCGUCAACUAAAUUAAAUGUUACUUCAGUAAAUUUGCUGUUAUCUACCCAACAAUUCGUCGCUAGUAGAUAUUCGGCAACACUAAUACACUAUGUCGUGUUUUCCAUCAAAUAUUUUACCAUUUAGAUUCUUGUCUUCAUUAGUUAGUUGUAUUUUUCUCUUAAAUGAUUUUAACGAGAA